AAUGGCAAGAACUUCCUCAAUUCUCUUACCCUUUCUCUUCUACCUGGUUCCCUUUUGCUCCAUCAUACUCAUAGAUGGGGCUCAGCUAAUUCUAGUGAACAAUUGUGGGGAAAGUGUAUGGCCAGGGAUACUAGGAAGUGCUGGUCAACAAACUCCAAAAGAUGGUGGGAUUCAUCUUGGAAGUGGUGAAGAAGUAGUAUUUGAUGUACCAGAGAAGUGGUCAGGGAGAAUAUGGGGAAGGCAGGGUUGUAGCUUUGACAAUGAUGGGAAUGGACACUGUCUCACUGGUGAUUGCAAUGGGAAACUACAUUGUAGAGGGCAAGGAGGAGUUCCACCAGCAACAGUUGUUGAAAUGACACUGGGAACUUCAUCUUCUCCAUUGCAUUUCUAUGAUGUGAGUUUGGUGGAUGGUUUCAACUUGCCUGUUUCUAUGAAGCCUGUUGGAGGUGGAAUUGGGUGUGGGGUGGCUUCUUGUGAGGUGGAUUUGAAUGUUUGUUGUCCAUCAGCAUUGGAAGUGAAGAAAAAUGGUAAAGUUGUGGGGUGUAAAAGUGCAUGUUUGGCAAUGCAAUCAGCUAAGUAUUGUUGCACAGGGAGUUAUUCUGACCCCAAGACUUGCAAGCCUACCCUUUUUGCACACCUCUUUAAGGCUAUAUGCCCCAAGGCUUAUAGUUAUGCAUAUGAUGAUGUUGGCAGCCUUAACAAAUGCAGGGCUUCACGUUAUGUUAUCACUUUCUGCCCUCCUCCACAGUAA
Molecule: messenger RNA, 751 nt
Organism: Gastrolobium bilobum
Lineage: Eukaryota; Viridiplantae; Streptophyta; Magnoliopsida; Fabales; Fabaceae
Product: thaumatin-like protein
Exons: 2
Coding region: 2-751 (249 amino acids)
Biological process (GO): defense response
Cellular component (GO): extracellular region
Source: RefSeq, a predicted model, not a curated record